Ornithorhynchus anatinus (platypus) is the source of this 1608-nucleotide messenger RNA. RefSeq names its product ZFP36 ring finger protein (gene ZFP36). The transcript is spliced from 2 exons. The coding region runs from base 96 to 1190 and encodes 364 amino acids. Gene Ontology annotation, molecular function: mRNA binding; metal ion binding. The record is from RefSeq and is a predicted model, not a curated record. NCBI's taxonomy places the organism in Eukaryota, Metazoa, Chordata, Mammalia, Monotremata, Ornithorhynchidae.
UCGCUCAGCUCCCGCACCGGACAGCCGAGGAAGCAGGCGGGGGGCUGCCGCUCGCUGGGAACCAGGACCCCCGGAGUCCCGACCGUGCGACAGCCAUGUCCUCCGUCCUGGAACUAAGCGCCCUGUACGAGAGGUUCCUGACGCUGAACGGGAGCGAGCUGGACGCCUCUCCCUUCCCUCGCCGGCCCUCGGCCUGCAGCCCGGACCCGUCCCGCUGCAAGGGCGGCUCGGACCCCCCGGCGGACUCCCUGGGCUGGGGGCCGCGGAGCCCCUGGAGCCCCGGGCCGGAGCCUCCCCGCGGGGCUCCGUCGGCCGUCGGCCGUCCGCCCGUCCGCUCCAUCAGCCUCAUCGAGGGCGGGGGGCGCGGGCCGGGCAGCCCCCCGGUGGUGCCGCCGCCCCCGGGCUUCCCCCCGCUGCGGGCCCCGGCCGCCCCGGCCGCCCCGUCGAGCCGCUACAAGACGGAGCUGUGCCGGACCUUCGAGGAGAGCGGCCGCUGCAAGUACGGCGUCAAGUGCCAGUUCGCCCACGGGGCCGCCGAGCUGCGCCAGCUGAGCCGCCACCCCAAGUACAAGACGGAGCUGUGCCACAAGUUCUACCUGCACGGCCAGUGCCCCUACGGCGCCCGCUGCCACUUCAUCCACCACCCGGGCGAGGAGCGGGCGCCGCACGCCCUGCGCCAGAGCCUCAGCUACUCGGGCGCGCCGUCGGGCCCCGGCCCCCGGGCCUCGCCCCCGCCGCCCGACCCCAGCGCCUUCGCCCGGGCGCCCUCCGCCUCCCCGCCGCCCUCCGACCUGCUGUCGCCCUCCGCCUUCUCGGGGCUGCUGGGCGGCGGCGGCGGCUGCGGGGGGCCCGGACGGCUGGGCCCGGAGCCCGUCCCCCGCGGGGCCACCGUCGGGGAACCGGCCGGGGCGGGCUGCUGCGCCUGCAGACGCGGGCCGGGCCGGGGCCCCGGGGGCCUGGCGGGGGCCGGGGCCGCGCUCUUCCCCGGGGGGCUGCCCAGGACCCCCUCGGCCCACUCGCUGUCCUCCGACCUGGACUGCUACAGCAGCUCCGGCAGCCUCAGCGGCUCCGACUCGCCCGUCUUCGAGCUGCCCGGGGGCGCGGGGGGCGCGGGGGGCGUCCUGCCCGCCCCCGCCCUCGCCCCCUCCCGCCGCCUGCCCAUCUUCAACCGCCUGUCCGUGUCCGAGUGAGCCGGGGGGGCGGGGGGGGGGGGGGGAGCGGCGGGCCCCCCGCGGCCCGGACCCACGCGUGCCUCAAAGCUCUGUCCAGAUGUGGCCUUCGUCCUGCUCCUCCCACCGCCUCCCUGGUACACGAGGGGUUAACCGGCCCCCCCUCACACACACACACACACACACGCCGGGGACCCCAUUUGGGGGCUGGUGGGGAGGGGGCGGCACUCGAGGGGGAGGGUAUUUUUUUAUUUUUUAAUAUGUAGCAGAUUAAAGGGGAAGGAUGAGGGCGCCACCCCCCCGCCCCAACACCCCUUUUUAACCUUCAAUUUGUGCUGUGAAUAGAGCCAGGGACCCUUAAACGCCCCCUCCUCUCAUCCCCCCCCCACCCCCAGCCCCCAAAGGAGCUCUAAGGCCCAGUGGGGUGAGGGGGGGGGCG